Molecule: messenger RNA, 3902 nt
Organism: Oryza brachyantha (malo sina)
Lineage: Eukaryota; Viridiplantae; Streptophyta; Magnoliopsida; Poales; Poaceae
Exons: 14
Coding region: 245-3451 (1068 amino acids)
Molecular function (GO): phosphatidylinositol binding
Source: RefSeq, a predicted model, not a curated record
GUGAAGGCGCUUCAUGGAGAGAGAGACAAAACGGCCGAGAAAAUAAAUCGCAAAAAAAAAGGGAAAAAGAAAAAAAAAAAACGCCUCGAGACUCGUCGAGCCGCCGCCGCCGCCGCCGCCACCCUCUCCAUCUCCGGCGACGGGGAAGGCGGCGCUGGGACGGCGAGAGCCUAGGGGGGGAACCCGCGGCCGCGACUCCCGUGCCCAAUUCCCUUCGUCGCCCCCCCCCCCCGCGCGCGCCGAGAUGCGGAGGAGGGCGAUGAUGAGCGUGGACGAUCUGAUCGAGGAGGCCAAGGUGCGCACCGUCUGGUGGGCGCUCUGCGUCUUCGCCAUCUCCUACUUCCUCACGCAUACAAGUAAAUCAAUGUGGACAAAUGUGCCCAUGUCAAUCCUUAUACUUGCGUUUCUCCGAUACCUUUCCUUCAAAGUGGAGUUCCAUUGGAGAGGUCAGCCCGUUCAGAAGCAGACAUAUUUGUCUCAAGUGUCAAAACGGCAAUUGUCUGCUAAUGAUCAUCGGCUUUCAACUGUGGCACCAGUUUCAAGAUGGAGAAGGAAAGUUGGUUCGCCUUCUGUUGAGGCUGCUUUUGAAAGUUUCAUUGAGAAUAUUUUGAGAGACUUUGUUGUGGACUUGUGGUAUUCGUCUAUUACUCCUGAUAGGGAGGCCCCAGAGUUGAUCCGUGGUUUGAUACUUCAUGCUCUUGGUGAAAUAUCAGGUAGGGUGAAGGAGAUGAAUCUAGUUGACUUGCUAACAAGGGAUAUGGCUGAUUUGAUAGGACACCAUUUAGAUGUUUUCCGGAAAAAUCAAUCUCAAAUUGGUGUUAAUGUUAUGGGAACAUUGUCAUCUGAGGAAAGAGAUGAGAGACUGAAGCAGCACCUAAUAGUUUCACAGGAACUCCAUCCUGCAUUGUUAUCUUCAGAGCAUGAAUACAAGGUUCUUCAAGAAAUCGUUGGGGGUGUAUUGGCUCUAGUAUUAAGGCCACAAGAUGCUCAGAGUCCAUUAGUCCGCUGUUUCUCCAGGGAACUGCUGACCUGCUUAGUCUUGCAACCAGUGAUUAACUUUGCAAGUCCUAUCUACAUGAACGAGCUAAUUGUUUAUCUUCUAAACAACAAAGAUACAAACAGUGGAGGAGGCAAUUUAGACAAGUCUAAUUCUGCAGGUACAGUUACAAAUUCCCAUUCAUCUAAUAAAGGAGGCUCACUGGGUUGUCAAGUAGGAUCAACGAAUUUGUCUCAAGAAUCGAGUGUCUUAAUACCUGCAAAUAGUUCGAUUAGGUCACUUGGUACUCAUGAUGGUGACAAGUCAAAAAUGUCAAAGAUUGACCAUGAGAGUGCCACCCAGUCUCGACAGCCAGAUUGGGCUGUGGGACUGGAUGCAGCUACUAAAAGGCGAUCUGAGGUUCUUGCUCCUGAGAAUCUUGAGAAUAUGUGGGCAAUUGGAAGAAAUUACCAAAAGAAAAUGGUGAAAAUUGAACAUUCAUCAAGGGGAAAAAGUUCAGGCGCAGAUAACACUCCAAGUGCAGGAGCAGCAGGAAAAGAGUUAUCUCCUAAUUUCAAUGAGAGAAUUACAUCUGUUGAUGACAAAUACAUGGUCAAUUUGAUGCAAGGUUCAAACAGAAAUGCACAAUCUACCUAUGUCACAGGUAGUCACCCACUUGUUUUGCAAGAUACGGAUGAAGCAAAACCAAAAGGAGGGAGUCAAAGCAGCAAGGAAAAACCCUGUGAAACAAUUAACAACACAAAAGCUCAGCUCAAGAGGUGUAAUAGUACUCCUGAUAUUGAAAAAAGAUAUCUAUCCAAAAGUAAUCAAGCCAUGAUUUCCAGUGAAAUCUUAAAUGCAAGAAAAAAUCAGGAUGAUAAAAGUUCCUAUCCUGCCUCACAUGGUGAGGUACUAUUGUAUGCUCCAAAGAUAAGAUGCCGGGUUGUUGGUGCAUAUUUUGAGAAACUUAGUUCGAAAUCCUUUGCAGUCUAUUCUAUUGCUGUAACUGAUGCAGAGAACAAAACCUGGUCUGUGAAAAGAAGGUAUAUGCCUUUACCAGCAUAUGAAUGGACUUUAACAGCUUUCAAAGAUUUAAGUACCUAUAAUUAUAAUAUAUUGCACCUACCUCCAACUUUUGGUUAUAGAUACCGGAACUUUGAACGUCUUCAUCGGCAACUGAAGGAGAUUCCUAAUUACUCUUUGCACUUGCCUCCAAAGAGUUUUCUUUCAUCUAGUAUUGAUGAUUACCUUGUGCACCGGCGAUGCAUUUUGUUGGACAAAUAUCUUCAAGAUCUCUUGUCUAUAGCUAAUAUUGCAGAGCAGCAUGAAGUUUGGGAUUUUCUGAGUGCAACUUCAAAGAAUUACUCUGCUGGAAAUUCUACUUCUGUUAUGAAAACCUUGGCUGUUAAUGUUGAUGAUGCGAUGGACGACAUUGUUCGACAGUUCAAAGGAGUUUCAGUUGGUCUGAAAAGGGCUGCUGGAACCUCACCUUCCAGUGCAACUUCGUCACAGUUGGCAGAGAAUAGGAUGUCUCUAUCUUGGAAUCAGGAAGAGACAGAUAACCACAAUCUGCAUCAUAGAAACCUGUCAGGUGCUCAUAGUCUUUCUGAUGGUGAUAGCAACUAUGAAGACCCCCCCUCAUCUGUAAACAGUGCUAGCCAGUCGGACAACGAGUUGAACAACAGUGGGUAUGGUUCAAAUGAUAUCAAGCUUAAUGAAGCAUAUUCUGGUUUUGAUGCACAAGAAAGCCAACAAACAGAGAAACCUACUAGGGCAUAUUCUGAUUCUUCAACCAUGUCAUCUCAAAAUACAUUUGAGGAUCCAACCGGAAUUCCUCCUGAGUGGACGCCAACAAAUGUCAGUGUGCAUUUGUUGAAUCUGGUUGACAAGGUGUUCCAACUAAAGCAGCGUGGUUGGAUAAGAAAACAAGUACUCUGGAUAUCAAAACAGAUUUUGCAGUUAGUCAUGGAAGAUGCAAUUGAUGAGUGGAUUUUAAGACAGAUCAAUUGGCUACGAAGAGAGGAAAUUAUUGUACAAGGAACACGUUGGAUUCAAGCUACUCUCUGGCCCAAUGGCAUUUUCUUCACUAGAUUGGAUGGAUAUCAAGGAAAUGCAGGUCCAAGCCAAUUUGACAAGAACCUAUCUACAAGUGCUAAUCAGGCUACUGGCAUUAGAAAGGACAGUUCAAGCUCAUUUGAACAUCAACUGGAGGUAUCUAGAAAUGCUAGUGAGGUGAAGAAACUUCUUCUAGGGGGAACUCCAUCAACAUUAGUCAGCAUAAUUGGGUACAAUCAAUAUCGGCGGAGUGCAAGGGACAUUUACUACUUCCUCCAAUCCAAUGUCUGCGUGAAGCAGCUUGCUUAUGCAAUGAUAGAGCAGGUGCUUGUGUCACUCUUCCCAGAGCUUCGUCAGCUAAUAGAAGACAUACAUGAGAAGGGUCGUAAGGAGCAAGCCUCUUUCACUUACCAACUUUGACUGAAAAGACGCCUUGAUCCUUGAAAAAACCUGGUACUCCUCAAACGGCCUUUCGUUUUAUUUUUACUCUGGCAUUUUGCCCACGGCGAAAGCAGCCUGGCUUGCAAAAAUUUUGCAGAUGGAUUUCGACAGCGUAAAGUUGGAUUCAGGAUGCUGUUGUUGAUCACCCCACAAAAAAUAUGUACAGAUGUAUAUCAGAAGUUGUGUAAAUUAGUCCCAUGAUUCACACUAAGAACUACUUCCUUACAGUGAUCUCUGAUAGCUUGAUGUAUCGUAUCAUUCUUUAAUUCUUUUUCUCUCCCAAUGUAUUCUAGUUAUCCCUAGCUCUCUUGGCUGAGAUUUGUAAAAUGUCGAAUGAUCCAAUUGUAUAGGCCUACCGUCUGUCACACUGUCCAUUGUUUAGCUGAGUAGUAAAUCAUACCAGAUAGCAAUCAAGAACCUUGACUGAUGA